ACUUUCCCUUCCUCGCUUCUGAUUCCUCAUGCUUACAAACGACGAGGAUCAAGGUGUCUGCCUGCCGUGAGAGCUGACUGGAUCCGUCAAUUGUCUGACAGCUCGGGUUCAUGACAAGCAGAAAGCGAGUCCUUUCGACGUUGAGGGUGUGAUCGUCAAAGUGGUUAGUGAUCAAGGGUACUUAGCAACAGAGACUAAAUCAAUGAAAGAGGAACAAACACACUUUACAAAAUCAGGAAAAUGACUGCCUUGAGCCUCGAGGAAGGCUCCAACUUCAACGUCAAUGUCAAUCACAAUGGGUCAAGUCACCAUACCCGCGCUGUCUCUGACAGGCCUCCACCACGGAAACGGAGGAGGAUAGUCAUUUCUUGCACAGAGUGUCACCGGAGGAAACAGAAGUGUGACCGCAAACUCCCUUGUACAAACUGCAUCUCGCGCCAUAGACAAGAUGAUUGCCAGUAUGAGUCUGGAGCUCCCACUGUCAAACAAAAACAAUGGCAUCAGCAGCAGCCAAAGCGAGCACAACGGACCAGCUCCAAUGAGACUGAAAUAGUGAGUCCCGGAGCCAGGCUCGAUGAGAAUAGGGGUAGCAGCAUUACGGAGGGACACUGGUCAGGGGAAUCCUCCACCGAUGACAACAAUGACCACCAACACAUCGCCUCCAACGUUGCCAACGUCGCCAACCUCGGCUACUCGACCACCGGCGCUUCAACCUCCACCCUCAGUUUCAUUCACAAAAUCGAGACUCACUCCGAGUCAUCCUCAAUACCUCACCCAUCCUCCACACUCCCACUGUCCAACGCGGAUGGCCGAGCAUCAACAUCGCCAACUGACAUUGUCAAUCGCUACAAGUCUCUGAUCCGUCAGCUACCGGCGAGAAUAUACAUCGAGAGACUGGUCGAUGUUUACUUUCGGGAUUUCAACUGGCAGUACUCCAUGCUGGAUCGAGACAUAUUCGAUGCUCAGUUGGAAGAGUGGUAUAAAAUCCCUUUUAACGUGUUCAAUAAUGGGGGCCCGGGGGCAAUACCGCCGGAUUUGAGGGUGUUUCCGGCGUUGUUGUUUCAAGUUAUGAGUAUAGUCAUGUUGAUUUUGCCUGAGAAGACUGGGAAGCGGGGUCGGGAGGAGGUGGUAACGGAUGGUAGGGAUGAGGAGGGCAGUGGCAGUGGCAGUGAAAAGAGAAAAGUUGGGAGUAGGGGGACGGCAAAUCUGGGAGACAAAGGAGGUGUGGAUUUUGAGGCUCUCAAGUACACUGGAAACAUGACGUUUGAGGACCUAGCGAAGGAGUACAGUGAGUCUGGUGUGGCUAUUUUGUCACUGCUGGGCAAACGGCAGAUGACACUGACGACAGUUCUCGCUGGGUUCGUGAGGGCUGCGUUUCUGAAGUUUGUUGCAAUGGUUCCCGAAGCUUGGCACGCAAUAGGCACCGCCAUCCGCGACGCCCAAGAACUCGGCCUCCACCGCUCCUCUCUCGACCCUCGUCCUCCCCCUUCCGCCACCGCCGAAACCAUUCUCCAAAACCAAUGGGAAAUCCAACGCCGCCGCAAAGUUUGGUUAAUUCUUGUAACCUGGGACAUCCACUGCGGUGCUACGCUUGGCCGGCCCUCCACCAUCGACCUAACCACCAACCCGCCCAUCCUGCCCAUCGACGUUGCUCUUCCCACCACCACCGCCACCACCAUGACCACCAACUGCCGCUCUCCCACACCCAUCAUUCCCCGCUCCGAAGAAAACGACCCCCCAACACCCCUCACCCGCAUCCUCUGGACCUACAAAAUCACCCUCCAACUCGUCUCCAUCCUGGCCCUAGAGAAAGAAGGUCCCUGCCCAGCGUCCUUCUCCAAAGUUGAUCUCCUCCAUCAACACCUGGUAGACCUCGAAAACUCCAUCCCUUCCUACUUCCGCCUACACAACCCCGACACCCGCUUCGACUCACUGCCCCAAUGCUACUGGAUCCCCUGGGCCCGCGCCCUCCUGCCGCAGCUGACCGCCUUCAACUUCAUGGCCUUGCAUCGUCCGUAUAUCUUUACCCGCCCCUUGUCGCGCCAUCUAGCAGUCGAAAGGGGGUGUUUGGCCAUGCUGAGAGCGCAACGAACGCAUUUUGAAAUUUUGCGACGGGAGAUGAGGCAGAAUACGUUUACCUUGUUUUUUGGCACGUUUGAUGCGAUUGUGUUGAUGGGGGCUGUGUAUAUUCUUUUUCCUCCGAAGGAAAAGGAAACGGGGACGGGGGAAAUGGUGGGGGAGGUGGUGCAGCAGUUCAAGUGGGCGGAGGAGCGGUUUGAGGAGAUGAAGGAGCGGAAUAAUCCGUUGGCGAGACAGGCGAGAGGGGUGGUGAGGGGGGUUGGGGAACGGUUGGGGCGGGCGGUGGGUGUUGAUUUGGGGCAGAAAGGCGUGGGGGUUGGUCUGGUAUCAGAAGGUACAGUAGCGGUUAAUAAGCCUACCGCUGUUGCCGUUGGUGGGAGAAGGAAAAGACUGGCGAGGCAGAGGGUUGUCAAGUCUGUUACCACGGCUGCUCAAAAUGGGCUCUCGACGGCUUCCUUGUCAACGUCAGUACCAUCGGGUAUCGCCUCCAGAGCAAGCUCGACCACCACACCUGCCACCGCUACCUCGACAACAACAACAACAACGGGAAUAACAACUCCAGAAUCUACCGCGCCUCCGUCUUUCGCACAAGGGCACUUUGGUGCAGCAACAUCCGAGAUCAACACCAACACGACCAUCACAAACAACACCUUUGAUGCCUCUACUACCUUUUCAUUCACCAACACCGCAACCGAGGCUAUCCCCAUCGACCCGAGUCUCAAUCCAGCCCUGUCCCCGGGAGUCGCAGAUUGGGCCGCCGCCGCUUCCACUAUUCCCUCCAUAUCCCUCCCGUCUCUCCCCGACGACUUCAACUGGACCGACAUCUCCCCUAUUUACGCGACGGGAGACCUGGUCUAUAACGAUCUAACGGGUUUUGUAGUGGUGAUGGUGGUGGUUAUGAAAAUGGGUUGGGAGGAGUCGGCUUAG
Neurospora crassa OR74A is the source of this 3006-nucleotide messenger RNA. RefSeq names its product COL-21 (gene col-21). The record is from RefSeq and is a predicted model, not a curated record. Gene Ontology annotation, biological process: DNA-templated transcription; regulation of DNA-templated transcription. Bases 241 to 3006 code for a protein of 921 amino acids. Lineage: Eukaryota; Fungi; Ascomycota; Sordariomycetes; Sordariales; Sordariaceae. The transcript has 5 exons. Gene Ontology annotation, cellular component: nucleus. Gene Ontology annotation, molecular function: DNA binding; zinc ion binding; DNA-binding transcription factor activity, RNA polymerase II-specific.